Molecule: messenger RNA, 1943 nt
Organism: Schistosoma margrebowiei
Lineage: Eukaryota; Metazoa; Platyhelminthes; Trematoda; Strigeidida; Schistosomatidae
Source: the annotation of a GenBank genome assembly
AUGAUAUUUCAAAGCUUGUCUAAACGGCAAAAACUCAUCUUAUCUAUUCUUGUAAUCGGUGCAGUAUGUGCAUUGGUAGUAUCAACAAUAUUUCUCGUACGCCAUCUCAAGUCCAGUACCAACCACGAAACAUGCAUCGACAAUAAUUGCACAAGCGUUAUAUCCGAGAAUGUUUAUCAAAGUUUCUGCGAUGAUUACAAAACGUUUGCCUGUCCUGACGUAAUCUCUUCGAGCAGUACCACUCAACGUUCUGUAGUUUCUGAUGAUAUCAUCUCAAGUUUAUUGAAAAAUACAAGCUAUCCAGAUGAUUCACACUUUAAGAAUACUGUGAAUUACUACACAUCUUGUAUAGACAGUCCCAAUGCAAGCAUCCAAGUGAUUGAAAACGAAGUAAUUAAAUUGAUAAUAUCUCUAUUCAACGGGUGGUACUUGACAACCGAUUUUGAAAAAAUUCCAUUCAUUGUCAAAAACAGUCUGCUGGAGGAUAAAAUAUUCAGUCUUACGGGUUUACUUUUACCUUUGUUGCUUCAAAGUGGAAGUACAUCUAUAUUUUCGCUAAAGCUAAUAAAGGAUGACAACCUACACAUUCACAUUUCUCCAGGUUCACUAGAAGCCUUUGAUGCUGUUACUUCUAGCGUGUCCGAUGGUGAGAACACAAGUGAGGGUGAACAACUUUUCAAAUAUAUGAAGAGAAUUGGACCUCAAAAGGAUAAGAAAAAAUUCAUACAAGAAGCUUUCGGCUUGCAUUCUGAAAUCAAAAGUGUAAUACAACCAUCUGGUUCUGAUUCAGUAGUCACAAUUGAGAAAUUAACGGAAAUCUGUCCCGUGAUUGAUUGGAACCUUUUAUUUGAGAGUGUAUUCAAUGAAAUUAAGUAUGAUUCAUACAAGAAUCUGAAAAUUAUUGUCUAUAAUGAAGAUUCGUUGAAGAGGAUUUGUGAUAAACACACGCAGUUUAUGAAUACAGAACAAGGAAGAAGAAAUUUACACUCGAUGACAGUGAUCAGUUUCUUGUUCAACAUGAGAAAUAUAUUGAAUCGGUAUUUCAAUGAGUUUUAUCCUGCUAAUGUUCAAAUGUCAGCGAAUAAGCCAACAAAUUGCAUUGAUGAAGUAAAAGAAAAUUUCCGAUGGACAAUAGAAAAGCAUCAUAAAUAUUCCAGUAUAAGUGAAAGUACAGAAAAUCAAGUUCGCGAAAUGUUCAAACAAUUGAAAACGACCUUCAUUAGUUCAUUGUCAUCAAAGUCAUGGUCGAGUGAAGAUGAAAAGCAGAAAUCCAUCAACUUGGCUAAUGAGUAUGAGUUGUCCAUAAUUACUUCAAAAAGUUUGUCGGCAGCAGAUAGAGAAAGACGAGAUUUCAUAUUCAAUAAUGAAAUUUCCGAAGAUGAUUACCUAAUGAAUGUGUACCAUUCUCAGAAAACCAAGUUCCUGAAAUCAAUUAAGAAACCACUGGAUACUGACAUGGAGCCUGACGCGUUCAGUUUUAUUCCAUACAUAUCUAGUUCGGUUGAAGAUAAACGUAUUAAAGUAUCUGCCGGUCUAUUAAACCCACCAUAUCUCGAAGAAGGAUAUUCAAUGUCUGAGAAAUAUGGGACUAUCGGCUGGUUUAUUGGUCGCCAGCUUAUGCAUGAAGUAAAUAAUAACAAGAAAACAGAUGCACCUGAGAAUUCUCAGUUUGCCUGUAAUUCACCAGACGCAACAGAUUUUGAUGCUCAACUAUGCUGCUUGCAGAAACAAGAAGACUUCAAAAGAUACAACGAAAAGGAUUUGAGAUCUUUGUCAGCUGAUAUUAAUGGUCUCAUGUUAUCCUUCAAAACAUACACGGGUCGUGGAGAUUUGCAAGGAAAGAACUCGUUUUACACAUCGUUUGCAAAAAUGAUGUGUACUAGCGACUCCACAGAUGUCAUUCAUACUAAAUUAAAGUCUGCCGACUCCGUCUAUAAAUUCAG